GGGACUGAAAACCAAGUGAGGAGAUGAAGAAUUGCACCAUACUACACCAGAGAAUACAGACAGGAUAGACACUGCAGAUUGAUCUUGAGCAUCACCCAGGGAACAUCUGCACAACUGUGGGAAGGCAUUCAGUUCCUUCACACCAUUGCUCAACAGCGAGAAGGUGUGAGGCUGUUCAAAUGAGAGGUCUAUGAGGAGGUUACCCAAUCUUGUGAGGAUUUGGUACAGAGCAGGUGUACCUGCCAUACUACUAUUAAUGCAAGGCCAGCUAAAUGAAGGAGAAACCAUUCAAGUGUGACGUUUGUGAUCGAACUUUUGCAAGGUCAUUGACACUCACAAAUCACCGACGCAUUCACACUGGGGAGAAGCCAUUCAAAUGUGAGGUUUGUAACAAGGGCUUCACACAGCUGUCAGGCCUGGUGAAACACCGGCCCAUUCACACAGGAGACAAACCAUUCAGAUGUGAGGUUUGUGACAAAUCUUUCUCACAGUCAUCCAGCCUCCUUGUACACCAACGCAUUCAUACUGGAGAGAAACCAUUCAGAUGUGACGUGUGUGAUAAAGCGUUUUCAACAUUGGCAGAACUUCGAAAACACCAACGAAUUCACACGGGGGAGAGACCAUUCACGUGUGAUGUGUGUGACAAAUCGUUCUCUCAGUCAUCUACCUUCCAUACACACCAACGCAUUCACACUGGUGAGAAACCAUUCAAGUGUGAGGUGUGUGAUAAAUCAUUUUCGCGAUCAGGGAACCUCUAUGCACACCAACGCAUUCACACAGGGGAGAAACCAUUUACUUGUGAGGUUUGUGACAAAUCAUUCUCAAGGUCAUGGAGUCUCCUCCUCCAUAAAAGAAUCCACAUGGGGAAGUAACCCUUUGAUGUUUGUGAACAUUUUGCUAUGACUUUGUGAAAACACAGAAUUCAUACGGUGAAACUUUUCAGGUGCAACUUUUAUGACUAGGCUUUCCCAGAGUUAGGAUAUGUCCUUGUCCAUCAAUGUACUAACAUGGAAGGAAGUCUGUCGCUCUUACUUCUGCAAUAAAACUCUCACACAGUUGUUGGAAUUCAUCGAACAUGAGUGAACCCAAACAAAUUCCUACCAAUCUGGGAUCAGAGUGUUUCCCUGUACCCAGUCUCACUGUGCAGGGUGUUCAGUGGGACUGGGUCACAGAACAAGAAGCAACUUUCACUCCCAUCAAACAACUAGUGAUGACAUCACCAGUGCUGAGGGAUGAUGAUGUAACAAUGGAGUCACCCUGCAGUGUGAUGUCAGUGAAACAGGACUUGGAGUAACCCCCAGGCAGUGAGGACAACCUGCUGUGUUUGUAUCCAGAGGGUUUACACAAACUGAACAACUCUGGUACAGAUUUAGAAAUUUGUUUGUGAAGAUUCCUUCCACCACCUGUUUUUGAGAGUGCAAGAAAUGGUGGUGUCUGACCACAAGCCAAUUCAAAGCAUCUUUUUCAUUUCAGGCUAUUGUCAUUCAUUGUUUGAUGUGAGUGAAAGCAGUUUUUUCUUCUGUACCCAAUACCACUGAAAAUCCUUACCUGGUAUAGAGAUUUGCAUGGUGACAUAGUAUCUAUUCUAUAGGAUCGCCACAGGAUGUUUUUUUGUUUGUAGAGAUAUCACUCGGAAAUGAAGUACCAGGGAGCAGAUAGACAUUGUUGACAGACAAUUAUAAUUCCCCAAGACCCUGUGACAAAGUUUCUUGACUCUGAAUUAGAUUAUAUAGAGGAACCUUUACACUGGAAAGAUUAGACAGGUACAAACGUGGUCACCUCCUCGGCAGCUGUGUAACUAACCUCCUAAUUACACACACCGAAGCUUCACAACUCCCCAUUUCAUCCUCUGACAAACCAAUUGAAUCCUUCAUUGAUAUAUAUAUAUAUAUGAGACAGUCUUAGAAUGUAGCAGGUAUGUCAUGAAAAAGUGGAUUGUUGUCCAGUCCAGCAACUAAUGAUCUGUGAUUUUUGAGAAGAUUUGUAGCUCAGGUUGAGGUUCAGCUUAGGAAACAUUCUCCUGAGAGCAGACACAAGAUGAACAAUUUAUGGAAACUUGUGUAUAUACACUACAAAGAGAUUUGAAUGCUUAAAAGUAUCAUGUGUGCAAUAUGCAUAUGAGCAGAUAAAAAUGAAAAGAAUGAAUAAGAACAUGUUUUUAUAUUCAUGUGAUAGCUUUUCUUGAUAGGUUUUUAUGUGGAGUAACCUGCAAAUAACAGUGCAUAUGAGUUUUUUUUUAAUUAAUCAAGUAUUUUUGGAGAAAUACCUUUACACACAAUGUCUUGCUGUAUGAAUGUGAUAUUUGGUGUCAUCAUAUGUAAACACAGGUUUGAGGACAGUGACCAUUUUGUACACUAUAUGUAACAUUGUUUGAAGUUCAAAUUGCUCCAAUUAUUUCUGGAGCAACAUUAAUUUCCAGAAGCUUCUGAAACUGAUUGGUGAAAUGGAGGAGAUUUUGAGCAGAAAAUUGGAUGAGGAUUUAAAUUGUCAUUGUCCCAACUGAAUAAAACCUCACUUAUUGCAGCUGCUGUCUCAGUUCCCCUGGUAAAUGUUUGACAAGAGAUUUCUAGUGUGGAAAUAGCAUUCUUCACACUAAGAGGCUUUCAAAUUGACAUCAGUGUGGGAUGUGUAGCCAUGGAUAUGUUUGACAGCAGAUUAGAAGAGGAAGACACAUCGUCCAGUGUAGUGAAGCUGUGCUUUGGUGGAAUCAGCACAUGCACUGGAGAAGAACAUAGGAGUGAGGAAUAAAUGGGGGAUUGAGUUUGGAGGAACGUACUGAUCAGGGAGGAAUGGGAGCAAUUUCCUCUAUUCUUCUUCUCCACUCCUACUUCUGCUUUCUUCCUCCAUUCUCCACUUUGACCUGCUUUUGACCCCUUUGUCCUUAAUUCUCUUUUGUCUUUCCUGCUUUCUCUAUCUCUUCUCCUCCAACCAUCUCAAGAUCAAAGUGACAGAGAGUGAACCUCUUAAAAGCUAUCAUAAGCAGAAUGAAAGCAGAAACUCAAAUUAAUUGUGAUAGUAGUGUCGUUGUGAUUCUAUUAGAUUAUUUUAACUACUUUCCUGGUUUAUGUGACAGAAUUGAAAUAAGUUAUCAUCUGUAGGCCUGCAGUUUUCUGAAAUAGUUACUGGCCACAGCAUGGUGUCGUGAAUAUGACUGACUGUUGGUGCCCGAACACCUAAAAACCUGUAAUGUGAAGAGCCACCUCAAACAGGCCCAUUGGCAGAAACUCACCACCCUCAUUAUUCCCAUCAUUUCUUUGAUUGGAACAAGCUUUCUGUCUGAUGUUUAAUAAAUCAAUGUUGAACAUCACAAAAGAUCAAAUUUACACUUCACAAAAAAUCCAUUAUUAAUUCCUAAUGCAGUCAAUUUGAGAUGGAUUAUGCUGGAAAAAAACACAAACAUUCAGGCAGAACCAAUACACUUGUUGUUGGUACCUAUGUUUUUAAGGAAUUUAUUAAAUCAAACUUUGAAAAGCAAUUGAGAGACCAACGGAAACAUAAUGGAAUCAUCCCGUUGUCUUCAUGAUCAAUACAUUUUGUAAUCAUGAAUUAGAUAAUUUUGUAAGAGUUGGAAUAUAUUCAAAAUUUCCCAGUCUUCAUUCUUUAUAGUAUUAGUUUUCUUUUGCUUCUUAGAUUUUUUAAUUGGUGUGCUCAUUUAUAUUAAUGUCUGUAGUGGCUUUUGAAGGUGCUAGAUACAGCUAGAUACUUCUACUCUCAACUGUAGACAGAUCUCUACUAUCCCACGUGGGGAAUGGACAAAAGGGUGGUUGAGGAGAGGAAGGCAACAGUGACUUGUUAUGGAGCAGGCCAACCCUCUCCCACCCACUUCCCAAAAAUAUAUCAAGGAGUUAGCCUAGGCUCUAACUUCUUAUUUUAUUUAAAGACAACUGUAAAAUGAUGUGUCCAGAUGUGAUUCGAGUGGUCAAACUACUGGGCUUUAAGCAAAACACACUUUAUUUUAAUGCCCAGUUAAAAUAGAAACAAAAAAAAUUUACGGAACAUUAACUAUUGAAAUACUUAACAAAAGAAUAUGUUAUUUAAUUACUAAUAAUCUACUGUUCCAAUAUACGUAGCCUCCCAUAAACACACUUUUGGCAAAGGCAAAUUCAGUAAAACAUUGUUUCAUGUGCUAUCUCCAAUCCAGGAGAAAGGAACACCAAAACAAACCAUAUAGCAACAAAGAAACAACUCAAAAAUUUUAACUGCAGCAGAGACAGUUGUAUCUAGCACCUUCAAACCUCAAUUUCAGCUGAAAACAAAACUAAAACUUUGGAUCUGUGUGAGCAGAACAGAGAGAUAGAAGAGAUUACAGAGAUAAGAGGGAUGAGGACAUGAAGGGAUCUGAAAACAGGCUCAAAACCUCACAAAAGCCAAACACUGAGCUUUCCUCAAGAGUGGGUUAUUCCUCAAGAUUUAUUCCUGACACAUUUAGAAGUAUCUAAACAACAGUAGUUCCUGAGUGAAUGAAAGCAGAAUGGUCCAUCAGGAGUACUGAUUAAAGACAAUCCUUAAGAUGUCCAUUCCACCUGACACCAGGGACUACACCAUAUUUCACAUGGUCACUUGCCUGCACCAAAAAUAUGCCCAAUAUGGUUCCAACCGGGAUCAGGACAGUUGUAACAUUCUUUCUCAACAGGCAGUUCUGAGUAUACCUUGGACAAGGGAGACGUGUAUGGAGAAGUUUGGUUAAUGCUCACCCCAACCCUGUGCAAUGUUGUGGUGGCUGCAUUUUUUUUGGAUGGUGGACUUAAAUGGGAAAAACAAGGAACUAUAGAAGAAAAUGUUAAAGGAUGGAAAGAAUGAAUUAGCAGGACUCGUACGUUGUAUAUACUGCCUUUCUCAGGCAGUGGGAGUGGCUGUCAGACACCUUGCUCUGUGGGUUUAUAUCCAGGAACAAUUUGUCUUAAGAUAGACUUUUAAUAGGUUCUUUGUAUUGUUAAGGGGGCAUAUUUUUAAGGUGAGAGAAGAAAGUUUAAAAAGGAUGUAAGGGCCAACUUUAUUUUUACACCAGAGGACGUGGUGGAUGCAGGUACAGUUAAAACAUUUAAAAGACAUUUGGAUAAAUACGAAUAGGAAAGGUUUGGAGGCAUAUGGGCCAAACACAGGGAAAUGGGACUAGUUUAGUUUGAUAACUUGGUUGGUGUAGACUAGCUAGACUGAAGGGUCUGUUUCCAUGCUGUUUGACUGUGACUCUAAUUGUGUGUGAACAGGAAUACUCAGCAUUGCACAAUUUAUUGAUUAGUUCCUGGCCAGUGACUACAGCUUUGUGUUUGGAGAAUUCAGCAGGAACAUUCAGUCUGUGAAGGAUAAAACAGCUUUCUUGGCCUCUGUUCUGUAAGUGUAGAAGUAAAAGGACAUUCCAAGCAGCUAGCUACUUCCUCUCUGUGCAAAUUCCCUUCUUGGAAGGAAAAGGGGAAACCAUUUUCAGAGACUCUGAAAGGGUAAAACCUCAACCAGUGAAUGAAAGGGUGAGAAUCAUUGUGUCUACCUCCUAGUCUUCAUUGAAAAGUCAAAAGGAAACUGAAGAAAAGAAUCUCAGCUGCUUCGGAUCUGCACUGGUGCCAGAACUGUGCUUCACUGACUUUUGUUUCUUCUCCACAACCUUUAAUAUAAGAGAGUAAAGUCAACAUUGAUCAAGAGGACCAAAGGGCUGCUUUCUCAUUAGAGAGAGAUGACUAGUGGUAAUUUAAUCUGAGGGGCACCACACCUCAGGAAAGUGGUGAGUUUGAGACCUUCAUGGUAAACCUCAGCUGGUGUAUGAAUUGAACCUGGGCUGUUGGCGUUUCUGCAUUGCUAACCAGCUGUCCAGUCAACUGAUCUAAGCAACACUACCCUUCCCCAAACCCCAGCUUAAUAUUUGUGUCUUGUCUCUUUGUGAGCCUGUUUGUACAUUUAUGGGAAAUUUUUCAAAAGGGUAGAAUUUAAGUUGUAGUGAGUUCUAAG
This is a messenger RNA of Hemiscyllium ocellatum (epaulette shark), 5940 nucleotides long. Its product is annotated as zinc finger protein 271-like. Gene Ontology annotation, molecular function: RNA polymerase II transcription regulatory region sequence-specific DNA binding; DNA-binding transcription factor activity, RNA polymerase II-specific. Gene Ontology annotation, cellular component: nucleus. Lineage: Eukaryota; Metazoa; Chordata; Chondrichthyes; Orectolobiformes; Hemiscylliidae. Gene Ontology annotation, biological process: regulation of transcription by RNA polymerase II. The coding region runs from base 273 to 872 and encodes 199 amino acids. The record is from RefSeq and is a predicted model, not a curated record. The transcript has 3 exons.